CUUCCCCCGUCGCAAUAACUUCGGGUACUUUUUGUUUACACGCUCGUCCGCUGUCCUCGGCCGCUUGUUGCUGUGCCUGUACCGCGGGAUUUCUUCGGGCGAACCUCCAUAUGUCCGAGUAGCUUUGCCGGGAGGGAGCCAUGGCGAAACAUCGGCAGCCAGAGCCGACGGCGCCACCCUCACCGGCAACGGCCGACAAGGAGGCUCAGCGCAAGCGAACUCGACCUCUGCCCGUCUUCUUUUGGGAGACGGUGCACGUCAUGAAGUGGAUGAAGCGUGUCUGCAUCAACCAUUACACCUCGUACUCAACACUGUUCCUCGAUCAUGAGAUCACAGGUCGAUCACUGGUGCGAUUGAAUGACGUCAGUCUUGAAAAGAUGGGUAUAAAGGAUGCCAAUCACCGGGAUGAGUUGUACCGCGAAAUUCUCAAGCUCAAGCUGAAAAGCAACAUUUUGGAGAUGAGAGACCUCGAAAGCAAAGGCACUGAAUUUUCAACUGUAGGGAUGAGCUGAAGCUACAUUCUGAAUACACUACGGAGGCAUAUUCUGGAAACACACACUCAGGUUCAUUAUAAAUGCUACUGUUUCUUAA
Rhipicephalus sanguineus (brown dog tick) is the source of this 591-nucleotide messenger RNA. It is a transcript of the gene ave, whose product is annotated as protein aveugle. Gene Ontology annotation, biological process: cell surface receptor protein tyrosine kinase signaling pathway. Bases 141 to 512 code for a protein of 123 amino acids. Gene Ontology annotation, molecular function: protein binding. The record is from RefSeq and is a predicted model, not a curated record. The transcript is spliced from 6 exons. NCBI's taxonomy places the organism in Eukaryota, Metazoa, Arthropoda, Arachnida, Ixodida, Ixodidae. Gene Ontology annotation, cellular component: cytoplasmic side of plasma membrane.